AUGAAGAAAGUAACCGACGAAAAGACAAACGAAUUAAAUAAAAGGGAAAGGAAUGAAACUGAUGCAAAUGUUGAUAAGGAGGUGACAAAUGGUGUAUUGAUGAUAUUGGAAAAUGAAAGCAAAAUGAUUAAAAAACAUUGUCUAAAGAGUGUAGAAGGUGAAGACAUCCUAAGAGAAGAAACAAUAUUCAAAGACAAUGUUCGAUGUUUAAGAAGAACACUGUCAGAUGAAAAAGAUGUUGAAUUAAUUCAUUCGAGGGGUAUGAAAAAAAAAAAUGCAAUAAAUAAAACUUCACGUAUGGAUGAAUUUAUUAGGAGUAAUAUUUACGAAUCAUCAUGUGAUUCUAACUACAUUUGUAGGAAGAAAGAUGCGAUAAGAAACUUCUGUCCUCGAAGGUACAUAACUAUUGAUUAUGAAAAGAAUGGAAAAACAAAUACCAUAAUGAGUCAAUUGAAAAAAACAUGUACAAGUAGCAGCUGCAAUGGGAUAAGCGACGAAUUCGCAAAAUUCGCUAAUGGAUGUUACGAGGAUAUUAGGAAGUACCCUUCUGAGUGCCAAAUAAAGAGGGGAGAAAAAUUGGAGGAAGUAAAGUUAGAGGAAGUAAAAUUAGAGGAAGUAAAAUUAGAGGAAGUAAAUUCCCAGAUUUGUAAUCCCCAAAGUGUAAUGAAAAACAGCUUGCCUUGGACGAAAAGAAAUUGCGAAGGUGUUAAUUUCCUGUGUAAGGGCUCCCCUGUGAAUAUUCCACUAAUGAAAGGUUGCAACAACAACUGGGAAAAACAGGAUCCAAAUCGAUAUAUAGGUAAUGUGGAUACUGCUGAUGGCAAACUAGAAGAUGGUGAAAAUGUGAUAUAUGAAGAAAGAGAAGAACAGGUAGAUGUUGAUACAGUUAAAAGUAUCGAAUCGGCCGAUUAUACAAAUGUGGAUGCAGCUGAAAUAGAUUGGAUUACUAAAGAAAAGGAAAAUCACCAAAAGAAUAAUUCCGAAAGUGAAAAUAAGACAAAUUUUAAUGUUUCAAAAAUGGGUAAUAACCAUGCAGGUAGAAAUUUUUUUGAAAAUAAAAAUGAAAUGAAAAACUUGGAACUUGAAAUUGUAAAAAAGGAAAUAUAUAAGGGGAGAAGAAAUGACAACAAUAAUGACACAGACCAUUUUAACGUAAACGUGAGAACUGAAUCAAUUCAUACUGAUAUUACAUAUUCUGGAGGGAUUGCAAUGGGUGUGGGAAUAUCACAGGGCGACAAAGAUAAAGAGGACCUUAUUUCGAAUAUAUAUUUUAUAGAACAAGAAAAGAAUAAUAAUAUAAAUGAGGAUGAGAUGAAAAUAGAAAAAAACAUUCCUUCUAUUAGAAGCACGCUUAGCCACGACUUAAUGAACCCCCAAAUUUUAUGUAUCGAUGGUUUGGAUAUGAAAAAAGAUGAUUAUUCCCCAAAUGGAGGAGAAAAAAGAAAUGAUAAAUGUACUUAUGGAAGAAACGCAUAUUCCCAAAGUAGCAUAACAAAUGUAUAUUCUAAAGCUAGCACUGUAAAUUUUUUAAAGAACAAUGUGAUAUUUAGGAGAAAAAGAACAGAUAAUAAGAUUUUUAAGACAAAUAAUAAUCAGAGAAGUAGCAGUGGCUGUGUUAGUAAGAAUGAGAGUAAAAUGUUCUAUAGAAAUUUGAAGAAAGAAGAGGAGGGAGAUAGGAAAAUGUUAAAAAAAAAUAAUGUAGUAUUUCACAUGAAAAAUAAUUGUUUUCCAUCUGAAAAAUGCACCUCUAUAUAUGUGGAAAAGCACAAGGUAAAUUGUCUUUCUAAAAAGGAGACAAAAAAUGAUACCUCUUCUAACAACACAGAGAUAGGAAGCAUUGUAAUGACUGAGGAAGAAAAAGAGCCAAGUAUAGCAUAUUUGAGGAAUAACUUCAGAAAUGAAAAGAAAUGGGAAAUUUCCUUGAAAGGAUUAAGAAAUGAAAAGAUAUGUACAACAAAGGAUAUAGAAAAUCAUUCUUUUGUUGUAAAUAGGUCAAGGUGUGAAAUAAAUAGUAUGCACCCAAGAGUGUAUGUAAGCAAAAUGGAUGAAGCGGAUGAGAUUUCUUUGCCUUUAGACUGCAAAUCUGAUGAGGUGGAUGAGGUCCUUGUGGAGGAGAAGAAAAACGACAGAUUCAUAUCAUCAUACACAAUGUUAAAUAAUCAUGCGAAAUUAUGUGCUUGUGCUGAGGAAAGGAAACAGUCUUUAACGUGUCAAAUGAGACGUAGCAUGGACACGGUAUCAUUUGAAAAAGAAAUUUUUUGUGAUAAUGCAUUAGGUGAAAAGGAAGAAAAUAUAUUCCAUCGUACAAAUGGGACGUUAAGAACACAAGAAAUGGACAAUAAUUUAGCAAAUAAGGAUCCGAAGAAAUACAAUUUACUUCACAUCCAUCAUAUGUAUAGGAAUGUUCACUUGAAUGAAAUCAUAGGGGGGGAAGUGAAGAAGAGGGAGAAGAGUAAGGAGGGAAAAAUAAAUAAUAAAUCUAGUUCUUCGCACAUUUAUAAUAUGGUUAGAAAUAAUCAUAUCACCAAGAGUGUAGACGUAGGUGAAAUUAGAGAGACAGAAAAUCCUUCCUUGAGGAAAUCCUUUAAUGAUAACGCUUUCAGCAUAAUGAAUAUUCAGCAAAGUAAGCAGAAAAAAAAUAUCAUAAGUAAUAGAUAUGUUAUUCCUACAGAAAUUGAUUUUAAUAGGAAUGGCACUAGUUAUGAUAAUAUAAUUAUGAAUAAUUAUAAGAACAGGAAAAAUAACCAUACGAAUCGUACCGACAUAGAGAGUAAGAUGAUAAAGGCAGACUGCAGAAGCUGCAACAAAAUGAAUUUCAUACAUUGCAAUGAUGCAGAUGUGGUAAGAAACUCCUUUCAUAGUGGUAAAAUAUUCAAUGAAAUGAAAUAUAAGCAUAGUGAUAACCAGAACAAUUUAGCAGAAAACAAUUGGGGGAGAAUUAAUAAAUCCCUGUUUAUAGUGAGGAGUAACAAUGGGUAUGAUCAACAUGACCUGAACAAAGUGUUACAAAAUAAAAUAAAUAAUGAAUGUUAUAGUAGUCAUGCGGAACAAAAUAUAAGAAAUAGUUUUAUGUCAAAACUUGGUGGAACUAUUUUUUCUACCAUUUCUACCAUAGGGAAAGGUGAAAAGUUGACAAAUAAAAAUAAAUUUCGCAUAAGACACAGGAAUUCCUAUGUGUUAGACAAUUCACCAGAGAUGAAUACUAUAUAUACUACAAAUCAUAAAAACGAUAGACAUUUUAAUAAAUUUGUUAAAAAUAAAUUAGUAGUGAAAGGAGGGGAAUGUUAUUCUCUCGAAAAUCACACUAACCAGAUGGAAAAAACAUUAGAUAAGGUAAAGUCAAAUGGAUUCUACUAUGAUAGAAAAAAAAUUAAUGAACAACAUAUCCAUAAUUUUGAUCAAAAUGAAGUAAAAAAGAGUAUCGAAUUUGCAAAAAAUGCAGGAAAUUGUUACACGGAAAGGAAAAACAAAGGAGGGGGCACAAGCAAGAUAUGUAUGAACAAGUAUUUCAUAUCUAAUAGGAAUAGUUUAAACAAUCAAAAUAAAUUGUUUGACGUCAAUAAAGAAUGCACUUGUAACGUCUCUAAAAUCGAUCAAAGUGAUAUAAAUCAAAUGCAUGAUGGUAGGAAUGUUCUGAGUAAAGGUCCCCUACAUAGUGGAAAUCACGAACCAAGCAAGAGUAACGAAUUAAAAGAAUUAGACAAAUCAGGAAAUUAUAUGAAAAAAAAAAAUGUCGAUAGUAUUUUAUUGAAAGGGACUCAUACAGAACAUGGCAUUAUAUAUAAGGAAAAUUAUAUGGGAAAGGAAAAAGUAUUUACAAAACAGAAAUCAAACGUAAAUAUAUGCGAUAGCAAGCUUAUCAGGGAGUUGACAGAAAAAUCCAGUUUUUUUAUUAAUAGUGAAGAUGAUUUAUUUAACGCACAAAAAUUAAGGUUUUAUUUUUCUAAAGGGAAAAAUGCUUUAAAUAAUGGAAUAUUUAAAAUAAGGAAUGAAAAUAGUAUAUUCUCACUUUUAAAAAAUUUCUCCUUUUUUGCAGAAGGAGCCAAAGUGAGUAAUGAACCAAUGAUACAUGUGGAGGAAAAAGUCAUCGAUGAAUUCAUUUCUUAUGAAUGUAGAUAUAAGGACGAUUUGGAACAUGAACCUAAUGUUCAGCAGGUGAAAGAGAUAAAGCUCAAUGAUGUUGAGAAAGCAGGAGAAGGUUAUAUUGUCAAUUCAGUGUGUACUGAUAAGGAGAGGGAAGAAGACAAUACGAAAAAUGACACAUGUAAAAUAAUUAAUCCCAUUUAUGAUAUGAGUGAUAAGAAGGAUGUAGUGUGUUCUAAUGUAAGGGAAGAGAGAAUUGAGAUGAUCAACAGAAGUGACUAUGCUAACAUUUUUAAUGACAUGAUGUGUAGUAAAUUAGAUUCAGGAGUAGCUGAAACAAAUGUGCUUGGUGACGAAAGUGAUAUUGUGAAAGAUACAAAGAGUGGAACUGUUACAGAGGCAGAUAAGGUCUUACUGAGUAGGGUUAGUGAGGAAUUUGUUCAGAAUGAUAUUGGUGUCACGAAGGACUAUAGCACAAAUACAAUCCAUGAACUUCGUGCGCUUGAACCAUGUGUGUAUGAAAAAGCUACCAACUUAAAGAAGCAGAAUAGUGUUCCGUCUGUAAAUAACAAUGUUAUGCAUUUGAGAGAAAAAAAAGAAGAAUUAAAAAAUAUAAGCUGCACUAGCCUUGCAUGUCUUGAAGAACACAAUCUGAAAAAUCAAAGACAUUACUCCACAGAAAUUCAGAAUGGGACGUUAGGAAAUUUUGAAAUAGUUGCAGAAAGGAUAAACUUUAUUUUAAAUGAAACGGUCAAGUUUUUUAAAAAGAAUUCGUAUGUACAUAAUGGUUAUGGAAAGGUGAAAGUGUGCAAAAGUAACACAAGAAAGUUAGGGAAAAAAAAAUUCAGAAAGUGGUCUCGAGUGUACAAAAUCAAUCAGGUGGUUUGUAAAGGAGCCCACGGAGUUGUGUUUUCUGCGUGGAGGAGUGAGAACGAGAGUUGCACUAUGAGACCAUGCGAGGAUGCUGUGGAUGGAGGUGAGACAAGUGGGAGUGAAGAAGAGGAAGUUGUGGAAGAGGAGGAUAUAGGAGAGGAGGACAUGGAAGAUGAGGAUGUGGAAGACAUAGAAGAGAGACAUGUCGAGGAAGUUGCGGGAGAAAACGGAGUUUACAAUGAAAAGGGGGAUGAAAGUGAUGAGACUAGAAACGAAGAGAACAAGGACGAGGGAAAGGACGAGGGAAAGGACGAGGGAAAGGACGAGGGAAAGGACGAGGGAAAGGACGAGGGAAAGGACGAGGGAAAGGACGAGGGAAAGGACGAGGGAAAGGACGAGGGAAAGGACGAGGGAAAGGACGAGGGAAAGGACGAGGGAAAGGACGAGAGCAACAACGAGAGCAACGACGAGAGCAACAACGAGAGCAACGACGAGAGCUACGACGAGAGCAUUUACGACGAAGAUAACUUAGUGACACUUAAAAUUAUAAAUUUGCGAUAUUUAAGUAAAAAAAAUAACCUAAUAAAAAUCAUGAAAGAAGUUUAUUUUUUAAAAAUGUGUGAUCACCCUAACAUUGUUAAGUAUUAUGAGUCUUUUUUUUGGCCACCAUGUUAUUUGGUUAUAGUGUGUGAAUAUUUGUCAGGAGGGACAUUAUUCGAUUUAUAUAAAAAGUGUGGAAGAAUAACUGAAGAUAUAUUAGUAUACAUUUUAGAAGAUGUAUUAAAAGCGUUGAAUUAUUUACAUAAUGAAUGUUCAUUUAGUUUAUUACAUAGGGAUAUAAAGCCAACAAAUAUCGUUCUUUCAAAAAGUGGCGUAGCAAAGUUAGUGGAUUUUGGAUCAUGUGAAAAGUUAGUAGAUAUUAAAUCUGGGGAUAUUGCAGGAACUCUUUAUUAUAUUUCUCCUGAAAUUUUGAAGAGAGAAAAGUAUGACUGUUCAGCUGAUAUUUGGUCGUUAGGAAUAACUAUAUACGAAAUUGUGAUGUGUACCUUACCAUGGAAGAGAAAUAAAAAUAUUGAGGAAUCUGUAGAACAAAUUAUUAAUUCAUCUCCUAAAAUUAAUUUAUGCACUGGAUUUAGUAAACAUUUAUGUUUUUUUGUUGAAUCAUGUUUACAAAAUAUUCCAGAAAACAGAGCAAAUAUUUCAAAUCUAUUAGUUCAUAAAUUCAUGACAAAGAAAAGACCCAUAAAAAAAAAGCCAAAUUCGAUUUUCGAAAUUAGGGAUAUUCUCAAAAUAAAUAAUGGGAAAGAGAAAAAUAAUAUUUUUCGAAAUUUUUUAAAAAAUCUUUUUUUCUUUAAUGACAAAAAUAAAAGCAGGAGUGAAAAAGUCCUGAGUUCAAAAUCUUGUGAGCCUGAAAUGUUCUACCAAGAAUUAAAACGAGAAAACUUUGACUUUUUUGAAAUUAAGUUACGAGAUGAGAAUAGUAAAUCUCUGAAUAAUUUAAACGUUGAUAUGACUAAGUGUGGGGAAGUGAAAAAGGAGAAAGAGAAGAAGACGAAGAAGGAGAAGGAGACGAAGAAGGAGAAGGAGACGAAGAAGGAAAAGGAGACGAAGAAGGAAAAGGAGACGAAGAAGGAAAAGGAGACGAAGAAGGAAAAGGAGACGAAGAAGGAAAAGGAGACGAAAAAAAAGUAG
Messenger RNA from Plasmodium gonderi, 6648 nucleotides. Its product is annotated as serine/threonine-specific protein kinase. The record is from RefSeq and is a predicted model, not a curated record. Gene Ontology annotation, molecular function: ATP binding; protein serine/threonine kinase activity. The transcript has a single exon. Gene Ontology annotation, biological process: protein phosphorylation. The coding region runs from base 1 to 6648 and encodes 2215 amino acids. Lineage: Eukaryota; Apicomplexa; Aconoidasida; Haemosporida; Plasmodiidae. Gene Ontology annotation, cellular component: cytoplasm.